AUGCCGAACAAUCAGAUACAAUAUUCUGAUAAAUAUUACGACGAUGUGUACGAAUACCGGCACGUUAUUUUACCACCGGACUUGGCUAGAUACGUCCCGAAAACACACCUGAUGACGGAGACGGAGUGGCGAAAUUUAGGAGUUCAACAAUCGCCAGGAUGGGUUCUGUACAUGAUACAUUCGCCAGAACCACACGUACUGCUGUUUCGACGACCGCUUCCAACACCAUCAACAUAAAAUUCGAAUUAAU
Messenger RNA from Anopheles nili, 250 nucleotides. RefSeq names its product cyclin-dependent kinases regulatory subunit 1-like. Bases 1 to 237 code for a protein of 78 amino acids. Gene Ontology annotation, biological process: regulation of mitotic cell cycle. NCBI's taxonomy places the organism in Eukaryota, Metazoa, Arthropoda, Insecta, Diptera, Culicidae. The transcript is spliced from 2 exons. Gene Ontology annotation, molecular function: cyclin-dependent protein serine/threonine kinase activator activity; ubiquitin binding; protein kinase binding. Gene Ontology annotation, cellular component: SCF ubiquitin ligase complex; cyclin-dependent protein kinase holoenzyme complex. The record is from RefSeq and is a predicted model, not a curated record.